ACAAAUUUUAGAAGCAUAUAUUGAGAUUUCUUCUAAUGUUUUGGAUAUAAAAUGGAGAGCUCGCUUUAAUGUAAUCGUGUAAUUAAUACUUUAAUUAAGUUUCCAUAUUUAUUAGGUUUUAUUGUAUUCAGGACGUUGUUAUUAUAUAUAUGACACCUAGAGCUACUAGUCUGACAAGUCAUUCCAUUAUUCACACAUGGUAUUAAGAACUCUAGGUUUUAGACAAUACUAAAAAAAAUCGAUGGCCUCCUCGACUGGUUAUGCCCCCGCCACCAUGUCUUCCUCUACCGCCACCAUGAUGACCUCAUCGGCGGUUGACACGACGGUUCUGAGCGCAGCCACGCAACCACCGCCUAUCUCACCGCCGCCGCAGAUGACCUCCGUCCCCCUCGACGUGUCAGACUCACCGCUGUCUUCCUCCUGGGUCCCACCAAUUUUUACAUGGACGCCAACGCCGCCGACAGUUCAGCCGCCGCCACUCUUCUUCGCUGACUCUCAGGCCGAGUCCAGCCCGACUGCUGCUGCCCGAGCGCGUUUUGCUGGACCUACCUUAUCCGGAAACCCCGGUUUGGUUCUCCCGACAUCGGCUGGCUCGAUCGGACGUCGCCCGGUUGACACUCCUUUACCGGCUUUGUUUGCUUCGUUAGCCCAAGGUAUGAUUUUUGGUGCCUCUAUUACCUAAAUUGUGACCACAAAAUUAUUGGAUGUUGAAGUUCACCUGUGGUGGCGAACUCAAGUCUGAGUCUUUUUUAGUUGAUAAUGAUCUUUUGGGAAUUCUUGAUGGAACUCUUCUGGCUCCCACUCUAUAUACCUAUGAUUUAUAUCAGGCUCAGACAAUUAAUCCAGAAUAUUAUCAUUGGUUAAUGUUGGAUCAGACUGUUCGUGCUUGGUUGUUUGCUACUCUUUCCCGUGAAAUUUUAAUGGAAAUGCAUCAAUUAUUGAAAAAUUCCACCGCCAUCUGGCAGCGACUGGAGUCACCAUUCAUGGCCGUCAGUCUUACCCGAUCCAUGGAGUUAAAACAAAUGUUGUCUCAUACCAAGAAGAAGCCUAAUUAGUCCAUGGAAGAUUAUGUUCGCGACAUCAGGACAAUUACGGAUUCUCUAGCUUCCAUCAAUCCCCCGGUUUCGGAUUCUGACCUCUUGUAGCAUACCCUUUACAGUUUGGGUCCAGGAUAUGAGUCACUGGUGAGACCUCUUACUCUCUUUCCUGAAGGGCUCACUUUUGACUCUUUAUGCACAAAAUUAGUCCAUCAAGAGGUGUGCCUACACUACGAACAGUCCUUGGAAUUCACGAUUGGAGCUCCUGCUUUUGCGGCGUCAUCCUCGACAUGGAGGGUGUGGCGGUAGACGUGGAAAUUGAGGCAAGGGUGGCCUAGGUCGCGGCCGACACCAACCGCAGCAGCCGCCGAUCUUCGGUCAGCCCCCAUAGCAGCAACCACAUGGUUCUUCAGGUCGUGGAGCUCACCAGCAUGCUAAUUUGGGUACACCUGGUCAUUCCGCUGUUGCAUGUCCUUCUCGUUUUGUUCAAGUCCAGGCUCCUGCAUUGGCUGUCUCCACUGGUGAAUACACUCGGACUAUUUGGUAUCCUGACUCCGGUGCUUCCGCUCAUAUGACUUCUAAUCAAGGUAUUUUGGACAAUAAAUGCAUUUAUUUUGAACCAUUAUUUGUUAUGGUGUCAUUCCAUUAUUCUCACAUAUUGGUGUGUCCAUUUAAAAAUGUUAAGUUUUACUCCUCCGUCCCGCUAAGAUUGUCCCAUUUUACCUUUUCGAGAAGUCCCACUAAGAUUGUCACAUACCAUAUUUGGUAAAGAUUGUGUGGCUCUAAAUCAUUCUAACUUUAUUCUUACUUUAUCAAUUUAAUAUCAACCACACAAACCUACUUUUCUUAAUAAUCGUGUUACUUUCUCUCGUCCCAAUCUUAGUGGGAGGAAGGUAGUAUAUUAAUAUUUAGCCAUUCUCAUGCACUCAUUCCAUACUCUUGAAGCGAUUUCGAGUGAAUGGAGCAAAUAGGUAGCCAGCUCCUAUUGGGAAAUGAAACAUUAAUUAGAGUGGUCAAAGUUUGAAAAGCUAGCGAAUGAAACAUAGAAAGAAAAAGAAACGGAACUUGACCGAUCUUUUUUGUGAUUGAGACAUUAUGUAUGUGCUUUAUAUAUGUAUGGGUUCACUUUUACAAGGAAAAGGCCAAUAAUUUUGUUAUCCUGCACUGCCUUUUCAACAAUGGAAACUGACCAAAGCUCAAAACAAGAAAAAGAGGAUCUGGGAAGGAGAUCGAGUGGAGGGUGUGUCAAUUGCCAUUUUCAUUUGUCGUUCCCUAAAUGUAUAUCAAUUUCUGAAACUAUUUUACACAUUUUUUACCUUAAUUAUGUUGGCCGAGGAUGCUCUGGUUCCAUUCUUAUUAGUUCAAGUGUUCAUAUUUAAGAAUUUCAGUAUAAUAGGGUUAGGUAGUUUCAACUUUGGGUCAUGAAUGUUUCUUGAUUCUAGGUUUGCUAACCGUUCAUUUGGAGAAUUAUAAACACCGAUUUUUAACUUUUAAAAGAACCAUAUUGUUUUUACACUAUUUCCAAUUUCAUAUUAAAAUUCCUGUUAUCUUUUAUAUCAUAAAUACUACUAUCUCCGUAUCAUUUUAUGUGUCUCACUUUGAUUUGACACAAUUCUUAAGAAAGAGGUUGAAAAAGUAAAAGUUGUGGAUGAGAUUUGAGUAUAAUAAAGUGAAAUGUUGUGUGUCACAUAUUUAUUUUCAAAAGAGAAAAUGAGAAACUUAUUUGUGAUAAACAAAAAAGAAAAGUAGGACACGGAGGGAGUAAUUGUUUGAGUUAUCGUCUAGAAUUAGGACCAUAUCGAACCCGACAAGUCAAUUUGUUUGUACUCAUUUGAAAUAUAGUACUACAACUAGAGUUGUGCUAGGUGUACACAUUUUUGUGUACACCUUUUGUACACUCGUCUCUCUCACGCACAAAAUAUUAUAUAUCCACAGACAAUUCUACAGAGUUGUCUGUGAAUAGACAAUUCUUUGUGUGUGACACAGACGUAGUACAAAUGGGUUCAGGACAAUCUGAGUCAAGGUUCAGGACUAGGAUUUUGUCUAAUCCUAUAAACAAAUGGGUUCGACGCAUAUUUUGUGACGCAGUGUCACCAUUUUUUAUCACUACGCCAUGCUAAUUUUUUCGUGACAUUACAAUUUUUGAAAUUACUUUUGUCCUAAAUUUCUCAAGAGUUCGUCAAUUCGUGCCAAAUGAAAAUUUGUGCAAAAAUCAUUUUGCAUCAAGAAACUUGGAACAAAAUCAUGACAAAAGUUUAGGUCAAUAGGUGUCAAAACUCCUAUCCCUGUCCACAUUAAGUUUUGUGAUUCAAUAUUACUUUUUAUAUGAAAUUUUGCGAUUAAAUAUUACUAUGUACUUUUCCAUAGUUUCUAAAUACUCUUAAGUGUGUAAGUUUCAAUUAUAUGUACUAAUCUACAUAUUUUUAGGAAAGUUAACCAUAGCAGGAAGGAGGACUUCAUUUAUGGAAUGAGUGAAAAAAUAAUCAUAAAGCAAUUAGUAUAAUACGAUGAUAGUGUAACUCCCGAUCCCGCAGGACUCGAGUUAGUUACUCCAGAUCUCUCCGGACAUCUAGUACUGUCCGGACAAACCACCACGAGCCUUUACCGUGCACUUUGUCCUUACUCAUGUGCGCCCUGAGAAACUUCUCAGGGGGGUCACCCAUACUAAGACUACUCCCGUGCAAGCACGCUUAACUUUGGAGUUCUUGGGUGAUGAGCUCCCUUAAAAGGAGAUGCACCUCUGUUGGUAUGCGUAGUACUAUUAAUCCAUUUAUAUUAAAUCUCAAGUGUUACAAUCACCCCCACUUAGGAUCGCAAUGUCCUCGUUGCGCCCUUAAACAAAUCUGAAUCAAACCCCAGAAUCUUUUCCCCUGCUAGGUGUCUGCCCGAUAUCCAACAGAUCAGCACACUGUCGCAGGGUUGCUCUGAUACCAUUUGUAACACCCCGGCCCUGUAGGACUCAAGGUAGUUACUCCAGACCUCUCCGGACCUCUAGUACUGUCCUCACAAACCAUCACGAGCCUUUACCGCACACUUUGUCCUCACUCAUGCGUGCCCUGAGAAACUUCCUAGGGGUCAAGACUACUCCCGUGCAAACACGCUUAACUUUAGAGUUCUUAGGUGAUGAGCUUGCUUAAAAGGAGAUGCACCUCUGUUGGUAUGAAUAGUACUAUUAAUGCGUUUUUAUAUGUAAAUUUUGACGCAGUCAACUUCAAAAAAUGAUUUGAAUGCCUUCCCGAUCGAAUUUUGAGCAGAAAUUUGGUAUGAAUAAACUAGACUUGAUGAAGAACAUGUUCAAAAAAAUUCAUCAAACAAUUCAAUCGGGAAGUGCCCGAAACGCCCUCGGCCGGCCGGCGGUUCCCGUCAGGCCGGCUGGACAAGAACGGGACUAUAUAUAUAUAUAUAUAUAUAUAUAUAUAUAGUCUUUAUUAUUGAAUACUCUCUCUAUAUAUAUGUCAUAUACAGAAACGUGAAAGUUUAGUAGAUAUUUUAUUUUAGCCUUUUAGGGAAGAAGGGAAUAUUAAUUAUCUUCGUCCCAAAUUAAUUUUCAAAAUUGACUUUUCUUGGUCAAACAAUAUCAUUGUAUUUCUUCUAAUUUGGGUUUUGUAACUUUGAAAAGAUUUUAAUGUAGUUUCUGAAUAUGUAAAUUUUAAUUAUUAAAAAUUGAAUUAAGUAUUUUUUUUUUGAAAACUUGAAUUAAGUAUCAAUAGGGAGGAUUUAACAUUAAUAUUAGCCGAUAAAAAAUGGUGAUGACUUUACAAAUCAAUUUGGGAGGGAAUGAAUGCAUUGUAUGUAUAGCGCGCAUUGCAACAUUAAUAAAGUGCAUCAGCUUAAUCAUGAAUGAUGAUCGCAAAGAUAUAUAUAAGGGGUGAUGGAGUUGAAUACGCAUGUUGAAGUUAAGAUGAAGCUUACGUAUCUAAUACGCAGAGAUGGACUUGGUAAUGAAUAGAACGUGAAUGGAAUGUGGAGAUAUAAUGUGACCGGCGCGCCUUAAAUCUAUCACUAAAUAAUUGGGUAGCUGGGUUGGAAGCAUGUAUAAGAAAGAGAAAAGAAAACGUCUGAUUUGAAAAUAGCUUAGCUAGUACUUCAUUAAUGUAUGUAUGUAUGUAUGUAAAGAAAUUAAAGGGAAAAAGAAGUGAAGGGUAUAGUAGGUAGCUAGCAGCCAAAAAUAAAAGGUAGCAGCAGAGCGGACAUACAGAGUUUCACGCACUAUAAAUAGACACCAGCCCACCUUAUGUGUGUAAGUGUAUAUAUGAAUGAAUUGUGUGUCCUAAAUUAAUUAAUAAACUAAUUGUAGCGCCGCAGCUUAUUAAUCAGUAAUUAGGGUGUGGGUGUGUGUGUAUAUAUAGACUACACAAAGUAUGUACGUAGUGAUGGAGUGGUAGCUCGAUCUAGCUAGCUUUAAGCUUUUAUUAUAUAUAGAUAUAUAAUUAGGUAGCUAGUACGUACUAAUUAUAUAUCGAUCGUGGAAUAGAAUGGAGUGGAGAUUGCAGGAAGCGUUGGUGAGAUGGAAGCCAUACCUGGCUCUGGUGUUCAUUCAGUUUGGGCUGGCGGGGAUGGAUGUCAUCUCCAAAGUGGCCCUCAACCAAGGCAUGAGCAACUACGUCUUUGUUGUCUACCGCCACGCUGUUGCCACCAUCGUCAUAGCUCCCUUUGCACUCAUUCUCGACAAAAAACACAGGCCCAAAAUGACGCUUCCCAUUUUCGCCAAGCUUCUACUUCUUAGCCUUCUUGAGCCUGUGAUCGACCAGAAUCUGUACUUCAUAGGCAUGAAAUAUACAACAGCAACUUUUGCGGCUUCUAUGGCCAACAUCCUGCCCGCCUUGACUUUCUUGAUUGCAUUGCUAUUCAGGCUAGAGAAGGUGAGAUUGAAGAGUAUCCGAAGCCAAGCGAAGAUAAUUGGAACGGUGGCAACGGUAGGUGGGGCCAUGAUGAUGACACUGCUCAAAGGCCCAAUGCUUGAGCUGUUUUGGACCAGGUCAACCGCUCACGGCCAUCCCGCAACUGGGGCCAUUGAUCUCGCCCACUCUAUCAAAGGAGCUCUCAUGAUCACCUUUGGAUGCUUGAGCUGGGCCUUCUUCGUCAUCCUACAAGCAGUGACAUUAAAAACAUAUCCCACAGAGCUUUCACUCACUGCAUGGAUAUGCCUUCUGGGAACUGGUGAGGCAGCCAUUUUGGCACUAGUCAUGGAGAGGGGCAAUCCUGCUGUUUGGUCCAUCAACUGGGAUACCAAAUUUCUUGCUGCCCUUUACAGUGGAGUAUUCUGUUCUGGGCUGGCUUAUUACAUCCAAGGAGUCGUCAUGAAAGACAGAGGGCCCGUUUUUGUAACUGCCUUCAAUCCAUUAAGUAUGGUCAUUGUUGCCGUAAUCAGCUCCAUCAUUUUACGAGAGCAGAUGUACCUCGGAAGGGUUGUGGGUGCCGCUGUCAUUGUUAUAGGGCUUUAUAUGGUCCUGUGGGGGAAGUGCAAGGAUCAGAACUCAGCUGCAUCUCAUGUUGAAGCAGCAAAAUCUCUACCAACCCUACAAAUGAAAACAAGUGAUGCAGCUGCAAACAGUAGUAGUGACAAGGAAAAUCUUCCUCUUGAUCAAAUCCUCACCAUCUAUCCCUCUUCACAACAUACCCACAAAACUCUAGGAUAGAAUCAGACUUAAGUUGUCAUCUUCACAUGAGUAAACCAAUGUUCUCUUUAAUUGUAGGAGAAGCUUCAAACAAUUUUAAGGAAUUUUGACAUCUAAUCUCGCACUUUCACUUCAAAUAAAUUGUGGGUUUUCUCACAGCUGGUUCAAAUUUU
This is a messenger RNA of Cuscuta epithymum, 6828 nucleotides long. The record is from the annotation of a GenBank genome assembly. Lineage: Eukaryota; Viridiplantae; Streptophyta; Magnoliopsida; Solanales; Convolvulaceae.